This is a messenger RNA of Laetiporus sulphureus 93-53, 724 nucleotides long. RefSeq names its product RNA-binding domain-containing protein. Bases 198 to 650 code for a protein of 150 amino acids. Gene Ontology annotation, biological process: regulation of mRNA stability involved in response to oxidative stress. The record is from RefSeq and is a predicted model, not a curated record. Gene Ontology annotation, cellular component: post-mRNA release spliceosomal complex; cytoplasm; nucleus. NCBI's taxonomy places the organism in Eukaryota, Fungi, Basidiomycota, Agaricomycetes, Polyporales, Laetiporaceae. The transcript has 3 exons. Gene Ontology annotation, molecular function: mRNA binding.
CCAACUCGGGCGCCGUCUCUCCAUUAUCAUCUGCAGGCGCGCCCUCUGCCCUCUCGCCUGCCGCCGCCUUUGCGAGGCUCACCAACGUCAACAACGCAAGCGCAGGCUCUGCGAAUGCAAGUUCUGGCGGCUCGUCCAUCGCUUCCGCUACGGGCGGCGGCGCCCCGAGCAACGACGACAUCGAGGCCGUCAUCCAAAUGGCCAUGGCCUCCUCCGCCAGCUCCAGCGCCUCCGCCGGACGGGAUACGCGCACACAACUCUUCGUGGGCAACCUCCCCUACCGAGUGCGCUGGCAAGACCUGAAAGACCUCUUCCGGCGCGCCGGCACCGUCCUCCGCGCCGACGUCGCCCUGGGCCCGGACAACCGGAGUAGAGGACACGGCACCGUGCUCAUGGCUGCUGCGGAAGAUGGCGAGCGCGCGCUGGGGAUGUUUCAGGGAUGGUGCUGGCAGGGGCGUGUACUGGAAGUGAGGAAGGAUAGAGUGGGCGAGGAACUGCUAGGUGAGUGCCCUUGGCUUCAUUUCGGUCGCUGUUGUGUUCCCGAUCGCUUUCUUCAUCUCCGCGCCGCCCUUGCUUCUGCACGCCUCGCAUGCACACGGUUGGGGAGGCACAAGAUGCUGACGUGCGAGAUCAGCAGCAGGAAUAGAUAGUAUACAGCCGAGCCCGAUGGCGCUAUCCGCAGUACCGUCGCCGGGAUCGCUGAGUCGCUUCGGCUCUGGCGUUG